This is a messenger RNA of Xenopus laevis (African clawed frog), 1442 nucleotides long. RefSeq names its product Putative ortholog of asahl protein, 1 of 2 L homeolog (gene naaal.L). Gene Ontology annotation, cellular component: lysosome. The record is from RefSeq and is marked predicted. Gene Ontology annotation, molecular function: fatty acid amide hydrolase activity; hydrolase activity, acting on carbon-nitrogen (but not peptide) bonds; N-acylsphingosine amidohydrolase activity. Gene Ontology annotation, biological process: lipid metabolic process; fatty acid metabolic process. Lineage: Eukaryota; Metazoa; Chordata; Amphibia; Anura; Pipidae.
GGACUAGCUCCAAAGAUUCAACUCCUAUAAAUCCUGAUGUGCACAUUCCCUGGAUACUCAAUGGCCAUGCUUUAUUUACUCCUUUUUCUGGGGUCCUGUUCUUUCUCUUAUCCCUACUACACAGAAGACUUAGAAGCCCCCCGUUAUAGCAUCAACCUGGAUGAUCCCCCAGAAGAGCGCUGGGAGCCAAUAUUAAACAAUUACAACCACACUGAGAUACGAGUAGUGGUGAAGAGGAUUCUAGAGAUAGUGAUACCUGAAUGGGCCCUACACAUACUUCGACCGCUGGCAGGGGUCUAUUUGACCUUUUUUGCUGGUAAAACCUAUGCGGGAGAGAUUCGUGGUAUUUCCAAGGUUCUUAGUAUGAGCACUGGGGAGGUUGUGAUCCUAAAUCUUGGCUAUGAAGCUGCAAUGUUCUGCACAAGCAUAAUAGCUGAGGAUGAAAAAGGAAACGUUUACCUUGGAAGAAAUAUGGAUUUUCUGUUUUCAAAUUUAUUAGCAAAGCUGACAAUGGAUGUAGACUUUAAAAAAAAUGGAGAGAUUGCUUAUACAGGAACCACCUUUGUGGGUUAUGUAGGACUUGUUACUGGGCAAAGUCCUAACAAAUUUACAGUAGCAGCAAAUGCACGAGAGUACGACACUAGUUGGUGGAUAAAUGCGAUUUCCGCUCUGACAAAGAAUAGUUCUCCCCUGAGUUGGCUUAUUAGAGAUACUUUGAAUGAGGCCAAGAGUUACACAGAUGCAUUUCUCAAACUAUCCAAAGGUCCAAUCAUCACUCAGGUUUUCUUUAUUUUGGCUGGCACAAAAGCAGGAGAAGGGGCAGUUAUAACCCGAAACAGGAAUGGUGUUGUUGAUGCACGAUUUCUGGAUAAUAAAAGAGGAAAAUGGUUCCUUGUACAAACUAAUUACGACCACUGGAAAAUGCCACCUACAUUUGAUGAUCGCAGAACCCCUGCAACUGCGGCUUUGGAUUUCACUAGCCAGAAAAACAUCAGUAUGGACUCUCUAUAUCAGGUAUUGUCGGUGCCUCCAGUUUUAAAUAGAAUGACAAUCCACACAACCUUAAUGAGUGCGGCAUUUCCUGAAAACUAUACAACUGUGGUAAGGUACAAAGUUUAUAACAAGACUAUGAUAUGGAAUAUACCAAUAAUGACUGCAAAUGGAACAGAAAGUGGGUUAUGGCAGAUACCAAGAACAACCGAAAACAAUACCCAGGAUAGUUAUGCUCUGGCAGAUACUGAGAAUGACUGAUAAUAAAAUAAAGGAGCUAAAACAAACCAGCAGAAUUGUACAAUUAGUAGAAAUACAAGAGAAGCUGCCAUGAAAAACAGCUGGACCAAACUAGACCUGUGCACACUGUAUGUCUAUAUACAAUAUAUCACAUUAAACAGCCCAUAUGUAAUACAAAGUUUCAUAUCAAUAAAGUCUUUAAAUGAAAAAAA